Messenger RNA from Seriola dumerili (greater amberjack), 3830 nucleotides. RefSeq names its product cilia and flagella associated protein 58 (gene cfap58). The record is from RefSeq and is a predicted model, not a curated record. Gene Ontology annotation, cellular component: cytoskeleton. The transcript is spliced from 18 exons. The coding region runs from base 78 to 2666 and encodes 862 amino acids. NCBI's taxonomy places the organism in Eukaryota, Metazoa, Chordata, Actinopteri, Carangiformes, Carangidae.
AAUUAACAUCAGGGCUACACUUCCUUUGAUUGAUCCUUUGGAUUAACGAAUUAUAUAUUGACUUCUCAGUUUGUAUAAUGGAGGAGACAGGACUAGCAGGAGAGGACUCUGCUGAGUCUUUGGAGGAGUUCCAGAUGGUGCUCAGGGAGCUCCUUGAGGACAAGAGCAUGGACACAAUCCGGGUGGAAUACGAGAAGCUCAUCCAUGCCCUGAGGAAGUCCCGAGAGAAUGAGAAGAGGCUGAUGUCUAAAUGCAGGGAGCUGAAUGCAGAGAUUGUGUCCACCUCAACUAAAGUCACAGCUGCUCUGAAACUGUCCCAAGAAGAUGAGACAACAAUUACUUCACUAAAGAGGGAGCUGGAUAAGGCUUGGAAAAUGGUUGAUGCUGCUCAUGAUAAAGAAAAGAUGGAUAAAGAUACCAUCAGGAAUUUAAAAGAAGAAGUUGCCAAUCUAAUGAAAAUUGCAGAGCAACAGUCUGGUUUCUCUAUGGACCAACAGCACAGUGAUCUACUUAAGAUGAAUGAGGAGUUGACAAAGGAGAGGGAUCAGCUGCUGAAAACUGUGGAGGGUCUUAGAGAAAAACUAAGCAAGGCCACAUCAACCCAGCAGGACAUAGAUGCCCAAAGACGGAGCGCCUUAGAGAAUAUCUCUCAGCUCCAGCAGGAGCUCCAGGUGCAACAGAAUGAGAUUUCCCGGGAGAUGAGGCUGAAGGAAAAGCUGGACAAGGAGGUGAAGCAGCUGCACACUGACAUGGAGGCCAAGACGGGGGACAUCAAAGCUCUGAAUCUGCAGGGCCAAAGGGCCAAAGAGGAGCAGCAGAGACUGGAGCAGCAGCUGAAAGAACUAAAGAUGCUGAAUGAGCGAUCCAACAAGGAGUUGGAGCAGAUGCAGAUAAAGAAUACCAGGCUGCAGCAGGAGUGUGAGCAGCUCUCAUCAGUCAAAGAGCAUCUCUCCUUGGAAAAUCAGCAGAAUGCAAAUGAACUCAAGAUGAGAGAAGAGGAGGUAACUCAGAUGCGUCACGAGGUUGCCAAACAAACAAAGAUGAGAGAAACAAUCCAGAAGAAGUUCCACCAGAUGGAGGAUCAGAAAGCUGAUGUGGACGUCCAGAGGGAGACACUGAAAGCUCAGAUAGCUGGUCUGGAGAAAGAUCUUGAAUCUUCACAAAAGCAAGUGGAAGCUGACAAGAAAGCCAUAGACGAGCUGAUCCGAGAGAGAGACAUCUUAAAUAAGAACAUGAUCAAAGCUGCACAGUCGACAGAGAAACAGCAAAACCUUGUCAAGCUCCUCGAGCAGGACAAGAAGACGCUGGAGCAUGAGAUCAGUGGAUACCGCCAGGAGGCUCAGAAGCAACGCAAGAUCAUUCAACAGCUGGAAAAAGAACGUGACCGCUACAUUAAUGAGACCAGCAACCUCAUGCAGAAGGUGCAACAGAAAAUGAAUGAUGUUGAAGUAAGAGAGAUGGAGAUAUUUGAUUGGAGGAAGAAGGUCACUGAGGCAGAGUGCAAGCUGAAACAGCAAGAGAACCUGCUGGAGUCUGUUGUGUCUGAAAGGAACCUCUACAGCAAAAACCUCAUCGAGGCUCAGGAAGAGAUUGCAGAGAUCAAGAGGAAGAUGAAGACCAUGAACAACCAGGUGACCCGGUUGAGAGAUGAGAUCACUGGGAAGGAGUUGGCCCUGGCCAAAGAUCAGCAGGAGCACAAGCGCUUAGAGAAGGAUAAUGAAUCCCUCAAGGGGGAGCUGCAGUUGAUUAAGCUGCAGCUGGAAGAAACAAAGCAGCGUGUUGACAGUCAAAAAGCAGAACAGCAAAAACUGCAAAAGAUUAUAGCAGAUGCUGAUGCUGAACAGAUCCAACAGAAGAAACAACUGGAACAGGUGAUCAGAGAGCGGGACACCCUGGGAAAGCAGCUGCUACGCCGCAAUGAUGAGCGAGCCCUGCUCUGUGAGAAGAUCAGGAUCCAGCAAUCAAUCCUGAGCAAGGGUGACUUCCACUACAACCAGCGGAUGGAGGACAUCCGUUUGCUCAAACUGGAGAUCAAGAGGCUGCGGCAUAAGAAGAGCAUCCUGGACAAGACUGUACCCAACACUGAGGACCUGAGGCGAGAGCUGUUCCACCUGCAGAGGGAGCUGCUCAGAGAAAGGAUGAGAAGCAACGUCCUUGAGGAACAGCUGAAGCCCAUAAAUAUUCACCGAUGGAGACGACUGGAGGGCAGUGACCCCAGCAAAUAUGAACUCAUCCAGAAGAUUCAGUCCUUACAGAAACGACUUAUCACCAAGACCCAAAAGCUUGAGGAACACGAACUUCUACUACAGGAAAAGGAGAAGCUGUAUGUGGAACUGAAGCACAUUCUGGCCCGGCAGCCUGGUCCAGAGGCAGCUGAGCAGCUCCAGCAAUGCCAGUGGACCAUCAGAGAGAGAACCAAAAAGCUCAAGGUGCUGAUAGCAGAGCUGAGAAUGCUCGACUCAAAGAUGAAUGAGUACAAAAGUGAGAAUCAAAGAUUGGCCAACGAGCUUGCAAACAUCAAGAAGAAGUACCUCAGUCAGAAAAAGCUACACAGUGAGCAGAGGACCAAGACCAAAGUGGGGCAGUUGGAGCCACUGCCCCAGCUGAGCAGCAAACCUCACUUUACUGGAGGAGGCUUCAGGAUUGACCACCCUGUGAGAAGAUAAUGGACAUCAUCAGAGAAUAUUUUGUUAUUCAUCUGUUUAAAACCUUUUAAAUCAUUUGAAAUGAAAAAUAUCUAUCACUAUAUAACACUGUGCUUUACAAUGGCAACAUAGAAAGAACAGAAGGUUACUGGAUGACUUUUUCUUUUGCUUUUUAUCAGGUGCAGAUACUAACAUUUGACACACUGCAUCUUCAACACUAUAAACAGAGUAUACAGUAAAUAGCCCUCUUAAGCAUAUGAUAGGCUCUAAAUGGGGGUAGGGAGGGUUAUCCAUACACCUUCAAUGUAAAAUGCAAAAGUUCAAGAAACCAUCCUAUUCCUUGAGGCUUAAACAAGACUUUGGAGUAUUUUUUAAACAGUCUAUCUAUUAUCUUUCUACAUUAAAUAUAAACAUAACAAAUAUGAACAGGUUCCCUUCUAGCAAAGUCUGUAUAACUCUUUCAAUAUCCAACAUGGACCAGUUUCAUUUCAAAGAUCAUUCUGCAGAAAAAAAAAAAAAGUAUAUUAUCUUAAGACAGCUGAUUCAGAUCAUAACCUGAUAUUAUUAUUAUCCAAUAGGAUGUAUGAUGUACAUGGUUUGUAAAAAUAUGCAUAAUGUGGUUUCCCAUCAAUUUUUCUUCAUUACACAUCACUCAAGCAGAAGAGAAUUGAGACGAUACAGUAUACUGAGAGGAGCAUCUCACAGCCCUCUCAAUAAGAGGAAGUGGACCGAUCACUCAUGCUUCAGCUUUCCCACCAGUGUCAGGUUAAAUAAAAAUAUUGCAAAGCACAAAACUGACAUAUUGUGCCAGUUAUGACUUCUAGUCUGACUGGUUUUUAAGAAAGAAUAAAGAUGCCCGUCGACUUCUGUCGAUAGUUUUACUUUAUUUGGCUCCUGAAUCUCUAAAGACCACAGUCCAAAUGCUGAAGCUUACAUUUAAUCAUUUCUGUCAUCAUACUAUAAAGGCAGGGUCAUCUGACAGGGCUAGUUGUUCAUUGUUCAAACCACUACUUUAAACAUGUGGUCAGUCAGCUUAAUGUCAUUGAUGUUUUUUAUUUGUCUGAGUAUGUGAAGUGUAAAGUGACAUGUAAAGCACUUUGAGUGAAUUGCACUUCCUCUUUUUGAACAAGUGUGCAUUGCUUGAGAUUUAAUCAAAGAUCCUAAAAUAUGACUGCUGUAUGUUUA